CUACGGAGACCCUGACAUUGACAAUGUCACCGACAGGCGGAGACGCUGUCCCCGCUCGAUCAUCGCCCAUUGAGGGAUCUCCGAAGGGGACCCCGGAUCCUCGCCAAAGCGUCGAUCGAUCUCCAUAUGCAGCGCGGGGGUUGUUGGGUGUUUCACCACACAGCGGUGGUCCGGAGGUCCGGUUGGGGAAUCGGCGCCGCGGUACCGUUUCGCAUGCGACUGACAGCGUCGUUGGGCCGGGCGUGACACCCAUCUCGCCUUUCGCCGGUGUGUUGGGGGCAUCUCCGCCGGGUGUGGCCGGGUUCCGUGACGCGGGCACGUUUGUAUGGUCACAUGCGGUGGCCCCGCCAUGUCCUGCUGGAGGCGGUUCGCUUCCAGGAGAUUGCAGCGACGCUUUGCGUUCUCCACCCGUUUCAUGUCGACGAGUCAUCGACGAGGCGGCGGGUUCGUUUGCGGUGCCGCCUCAGGCUCCCUUUGUCGCUCCAGAUUCCACACCUCCGUUUGACGAUGCGGAUAACUCAGUGGCAAUCGGCGGCACGUCGUGUUCGAGCGGUAACAGCAUCGUGCGAAUCUGUGUGUGGGACGCGUGUCGGAGACGGUUGUACGCUCUCCGCGACGCCAUGGCCGACCUGGGUGACCAGCGCGGACCGGUCAGCGACGUUAUUGAUCGGCUGCUGCACUGGUCCUUGCCAGCCAUCCGAGCGGAGUUUGGAGACGAGGUAGGAGAUGCGAUUUCUUCUUCGUUGCCAUCUCGGGUGUGCGGUCGAGAUUUCACGUUGCGUUACAUGCCAGGCGAUUCGGGUGUUGACUACGGUCAGGGGGGUUCGCACGGUUCAGCGAGCGGAGGCUUGGGGAUGUGCUCGGUGCACAAACCCACAUUCUACAAGUUUAUGCACACUGAACCGGGGGGGGCGGAGGGGUGGAAUGCCAAGGUCGUACGGCAGGGCAUAAAAUAUUGCGAGCUUGUCAUUGACCCUGUGAUGCGCCGUGGUGAGUCUGUGACAUUGAUGGUUGAUGGUCGAUAUGACUCUGCCAGAGGCGCGCAGCAUUGCACUGUCACCACGAUGGAGUACGAGACUCGGCUUGUUGUAGGUGUUCACACUCUCCGUCCGAAGAUUGAAGGUAAGGCAUCGAAUGCGCUUGAGGUGCCAGCCGUCGUGCAACUUUUGCGAUGGCUGAUGGACAAGGGGUUGAAGAUCCGGUGCGUUGUCUCGGAUGAUUGUGCGGCGCUGGGACCGAAGUUGCGAGCUAUGAACAUCGAGUGGCAGAAGGAUUGCCACCACAAAAUAAAAAAUAUUCGAAAGCACUUCCACAGUAUGCUGCAACUUAAGGAAGCGAAGAAAGUGAGCAGCCCGCACGACUGUGUAUCAGAGGCGCAGUUCAUGCAGUUCACGAAGAAGCGGCUAAAGGAGGCGUUGGAGCAACGUUUUGGACCUGACGUCCUCACACCUGUUGAGGAGCGGCUGAAGAAAUCGGACUUCGUCGCUGUCGUCAUGCGAAAGAUGUACCCCUACGGAUCGAGGUUGAAUCCUCAAGCGUGGGAGACUGAUCCAGACGGCUUGACAGAGUAUCAUGCGCAUGAGGUUGGGAUGUGGUUCCUCCGCGCUUGCCAGCUGAGGAUCACAUUGUCGUAGUUCAAAACCUCGAAUGAUUGUAUCUGGUCAUCGUUCCCGCAUUGUCGUUUGGAACUCAUCUGGCAAUAUCUGUCGGAAAACG
Messenger RNA from Chara braunii, 1716 nucleotides. Lineage: Eukaryota; Viridiplantae; Streptophyta; Charophyceae; Charales; Characeae. The record is from the annotation of a GenBank genome assembly.